AUGUUUAAACGCCUAUUCUCUUCCGUGCAAACAGGCUCAAAGUAUUCAUCUGCAUACAAAAACUAUCUAAAGCUUGACAAUGGCAAGAUCGGCAGUUAUAUGCAUGAUAUUCCUAUCGAAUACGACCAGACUAGCGGCCUACUAAAUGUGGUGGUAGAGAUUCCACGGUGGACCAACGCCAAAUUUGAGAUCAGUAGAUCGCUGGAGGCAAAUCCCAUCACUCAGGACCAGAAGGACGGUCAAUUGAGAUUUGUACACAAUUUGUAUCCUAACCACGGCUUUCCAUUUAACUACGGAGCAAUUCCUCAAACUUGGGAGGAUUACACCCGGCCCUCCAAAUUUGUAUCAGCAUACAAAGGAGACAAUGAUCCCCUAGAUAUUAUAGAAGUGGGAAGCAAGGUUCUGGAAGUUGGGCAAGUGCUCAGGGUGAAAGUUUUGGGUUCCUUGGCAUUGAUUGACGAAGGCGAGCUAGACUGGAAGAUCAUCACCAUCAAUACUGAAGAUUAUCAUGCUUCAGAUGUUAAUGAUAUUUACGACAUCUACCACGUGCUUCCGGGUAUGUUAGAAAACACUCGAGAAUGGUUCAAGAACUAUAAGAAACCGGAAGGUAAACCCAGCAACGUCUUUGCUUUCAAUGGUGAAUUCAAGAAUCACGAAGAUACGAUGAAAGUCAUCGAGGAAUGCCACAAGAACUGGAAAGCCUUAAUCGAAGGAAAAGUCACUGGCGCAAAGGCCCCUAAAGUUAGUAAUGCCACACUGGAAGAAACCCCCGGGUUCACAACAUUUGAUGAGCAGAAAUUAUUGGUCAAGACUAAUGCUAAGGAUGAAGAGAUUCCACAGGAAGUUAACAGAUUGUACUUUUUCAAUAACUAG
Molecule: messenger RNA, 873 nt
Organism: Komagataella phaffii GS115
Lineage: Eukaryota; Fungi; Ascomycota; Pichiomycetes; Pichiales; Pichiaceae
Product: Mitochondrial inorganic pyrophosphatase
Exons: 1
Coding region: 1-873 (290 amino acids)
Biological process (GO): phosphate-containing compound metabolic process
Cellular component (GO): nucleus; cytoplasm
Molecular function (GO): magnesium ion binding; inorganic diphosphate phosphatase activity
Source: RefSeq, a predicted model, not a curated record